Chrysemys picta bellii (western painted turtle) is the source of this 8046-nucleotide messenger RNA. RefSeq lists its product as uncharacterized. The record is from RefSeq and is a predicted model, not a curated record. Gene Ontology annotation, molecular function: protein binding. Lineage: Eukaryota; Metazoa; Chordata; Testudines; Emydidae.
UACAAACAGUUUAUUCAUAAUGUAAAAGCAUUAACUUCCACCAGUACUUAUUAAAUAUGGGUAAAUUCUAGUUGUAAACAUCUCUUUCUCACGGCAGGAGUUUUCCUGUGCUGUUGGUUAUGGAUGAAGUGUGGAGUAUCAGCUCUGCGUUUUUGUAUUGUGUUUUUUCUAAUUCUUUUAAAAUGUUACCACUAAGCUUCUUUAAUGUUAGUUUUGUAACAGUCUUAUUAAUUCAGGAGAUGACCUGUUUGAACCUGCCUCGUGUUUUGUUAAUCUGUAAUGAAUCUUAACAUGCAUGACUGGCCCAAUUAGUGAACCAUGUUUUCAUGAAGCAUAAAUACUCUGACAAGUGACAGCUUAUUGUACUCCAAGCUGACAUUUUUAACAGAAAAGUCCAAUGCGUUUCUGAGGAUGAAUUGUAUUUUGGCUCUUGUUAGUUUUCUUCUGCUGAUUUUCCUGGAAGUAGCCCAGUCUUGUCCUCCAAUCUGUAAAUACUGCUCCACAGGGCUAGCAGAAUGUGAGCAUGUCUCGUCGCUUCAGGAAGUCUUACCAGGUUUGCCAAACUCCACAGAGAAAAUACUCUUACGGCACGGAAACCUCAGCAAGAUACUGCCACUGUCUUUUCAGAACUUCCCCAGGCUUCAUUUGCUCUCCAUAACUGGAUUUCUGUUCUCUUCACUUCCAAACCUGACCUUUGGCGCAAAGGAUGUCAGCAGCCUGAGGAGUUUGGAUCUCAGCAGUAACUGCCUGCUGAGCUGUGGGAUUGAGCCUUUGGCUUUCUCUGGCUUGGGAAUCCUCGAGGAGUUGAUUCUUACAAACAAUGCCUUGGAUACGCUGAAAAGUUCUUGGUUCUUAGAGAUGGCUCUGCUCACCAAACUCCUCCUUUCUGACAACAAAAUUACAUAUCUUCCUCCAAGGACUUUUGAGAAUUUGACUAAGCUGAACGAACUCAUUGUGUCUUCCAAUUUCAUUCAGUAUCUUUCCAUGGACACGUUUUAUGGGCUAGCAUCAUUGACCAAACUGGACUUAUCAAGCAAUGAAAUCCUGUUUAUUAAUAAUGAUGUUUUCCAGCCUUUGCAGGCCCUGACGCAUCUGUGGUUGUUUAAGAAUAAGCUGACUGCGCUGGCCAGCAUUCCAGACUCUCUUACCUCCUUGUCUCUUAAUGAAAAUCCUUGGAUCUGUGACUGUCCUCUGGUGAGCUCCAUGCAGUUACUGAAAGACAAAGUUCAGACACCCAAUGGCCUGGUUUGCAAUAGUCCGCCGAGCCUGAGGGGACGCCAUAUGUUGAGUGUCGGGCCUGAAGUCUGUGCUUAUCCAACUCAUGCAGGAAAUCUACCACAGGAAAGCACUUCAAAAUUGAACUCGCUGUAUGGCUUCACAGGAGGACUUUUCUUUAGUUUCAUCAUGUGCCUGAUAGUCUAUUUCAUCACAAAACACUGGAAAUAUAGCAGAGUUACUAAUCAGGCAGAGGAUGGACCCGUCUUACAGAAGGACUCUGUGAAAGAGUUCCCAAGAAGCGUGACCGAUGUCCCUUCAGUAUCCCCACUUCCCCAUAACUGUGUGAUAAAAGCAAAUAGGACAAGGGGCUUUCAGAAGGAAAGUGAAGCAGACACAAUAGAAAAAGCACUGUGUGACCAUUUGAAGAACAUGUUCCAAUCCAGCAGAGAACAUUCAGAAACAAGCUCCCCAGUGAAGAUGCCUGGAGUGGCCUUGCUGCCGACUCACAGUCCCACAAGUAAACAGAUCAUGACGAUCUGUAAAGAUGGAAUGGAAAUUGGAAGAUUAACUGACCAUCCAGACAAAGCCACAAGCCCAGCACUCCCGCAAGUGGGCAACAAAAAUGUGGAGAGAGCCGCUGAAAUUCCCAGAUGUGUCAGUGCACCAGGCUUAUUUCCUAAUGUGGAGAAACAACCUUCUCCAAAAAGGGACCUUGGUUUGCAUUUCUCAUCGUCGAGCCAUGAAAAAACAAUCCCGAUGAGGGAGUGGAUGGAGAAUGGGGAACCUGCCUUGGUGAAAUAUUUUGAAACCCAGUGGGAAGAGCGGGCUUUGAGUCCCGUUACCUGGCUUUCUGGUUCUCAAUGUUCCCGGACUUUGGUAAAUGUAGUUUCUCCAGCAGGAAGUGCUACACAUAUACAAACAGGCAGAGACCGAAUUCAUACCACCUCUAACAAGAGAAGUAAAUCCUGGAGCCCCUUUCACUUCAACAUCUCCAGUCAUUUAACAGAGGCUCAUGAAGAUGGUGCAUCUAGAAGAAAUGCUGAGAAUGGAUUUGAGGCCAACUUGGUGCAUUCAAGAAGAGACAAAGACUGCGAGACUUUAUGUCAAGAACAUUUUAUAAAGAGUGAGUCCACAGAUACUACUGAGGACAGAUCCAAAGAUAAAGGAAUAAAAGAACCAGACUUGCAGAAAGACAUCUAUCUUAACAACCGUUGCAUUGCACAAAGUGAAAGCAACUAUCAGAGAGAGACUACGAACACAGGGGAUGUCAACCUCACUCCAGAACCUGAAGCACCAGCCAACUCCCCACUUUCAGAUUUAGCCAGCCCUAGAGAACAUGCUGGUGCCAGCAACCCAGAUAAUAAAGGCAUCAAGCCUGCAGUGGAGGGAAAAUUAGUUAGCCCCUUUCUUGGGAAAGAAGGUAUCCAUCCCCCAUCUUUCUGUAAUAAUGAUGGAUUGGGAGAAGAGAGGCCCAGCUGUAGAACACCCAGGAGUGAGAAACCUGACAAAGAAUCUUCCUUAAAGAAUAAUAAAUUGACAAAAGAGAGAUUUUGGAAAUACCAUACGAAUUGCUGCAAUGAAUUCCAGCCCUGCCCAAUUGCUCAGAAAGUAUUAAAGGAGCUGAAGACUACACUUCUGACUUCGAGAGAGCAGUUAGAUCUGUCCACGCAGGCUCCCCCCUCUGACAUGGAUCUACUGAAAGAACAAGAAGUGACCACAACUUGCCUUGUCCAGUGUAUAAACAGUGAGACGCCACUAACAAACAAAUGGGAAAAGGGAAACUAUAGCACUUUGCCAGACGUACACGCCUCCUUUGCUCCUGAUGGAAUUUGCCAUCAAGAGUUACCUGGAGAUGACAGUAAAAUUUCUUGUGGGCUUCCUCAGACAAUAACUCUGCAGCUGGGCCAACAAACCAGUAUAUCUCACCAAGAAGCUGGUGCUGAAUGCCAGUCUCUAUGUAAGGCAAUUGUUGAACCCAUCAGUGAAUUUCAAGAGAGCACUGAGAAAUGCAUUGUAAAAGUUCAGAGCAGGAUGGUGGAUAGUUUGGAGCAACUGCCGUUAAGAAAUGCCUCUGUUGGUGCCAAUCAUCUCCCGUCCAGAAGAUGCGAGAAUACACAUAAUGAACAUGUUGCCCAGGACUGGAAGUCUUUGGAUGCAGAAACCGAUUCGGAUGCACUGACACAAACAUAUAAUACCAUCAAUGAGCAUUUAGCAGGAGGUGAAGAAGGUUGUGUUCCUGCAUCUCCAAGUAUUUUGGACAGAGAACUCUGCAAUGUUAAAUCUCUACAACUCAGCGCUAUGGCAUCUGUCUAUACUUGCCUCCCACUCAGUGCAGAUGAAAGCACUCCGGAUCCUGACUCUAUAACUUCCAGUCCGAAUAUUAGUAAAGUUUCUUUAUUGGACAUUCAUGAAGUUGAACAUAAAAGUGUAGCAGACAGGAAGUCCAACCGUUAUUUGUCAAAUGCGGUUAUUUCGGUGCAGAAAAUGCAAAUUUCUCCAAGUGAAGAGAAAAGUGUAGGCAGAUUGAGAGAUGAAAGUGCUGAUGCUGAAUUCAUGCUUAAUGAGAAUGAGGGAGCUCAGUUUAAUAUUGACGAGGAGAAAACAAAGGCAUUUCAAUCUGACUGUACUGAGCACAAUUCGUAUGAGUUAGUUACCGUUGUUAGCUCAAAUGACACAGACGACCAAAAGAAUAUUAGGGAGCUGUUAGCCCCAAGUGACAUUUUGAGGAUUGAAAAUAAUACCUGGCAUAAUACAGACAACAAUCCUUAUAAAAGCUGCUUGGAAAAUGCCCGCAGUUCUAUAGCAGCCGAUCGUAAUGAAUGUGACGAUGUUGGAUGCAAAAAGGAAACUGGCCAUGAAUAUCUCUACCAACCUGCGGCAUCAAAAGGGUGCAGAUCCUCUACAAAUCCUUCUCUUACUGUUUAUGAAAGUCAAGCAGAAGAAAUCAGUGUUGCAGGCUAUGAUGCUACUGUUUCUCACUCAGGCCAUGCCUCCAGGAAUACAGGAAUUCAGCAAUUCGCUUGUAAUAAAAAGGACAAGUGUCAGCUCCAAAAUAUACAGGUAAAUCCAAAAAUGGAGAAGGAACCAGAUAUGAAAUAUUCUAACUCUAAAUACCACAUGUUAGUGGCUGGCAACACAGAUGCCAAGCUUUGUGUGGCAGGAGACGACCCCUCUGCCGGUCCAUAUUUAGAAAGCAGACAGCCCCUGGAGAUUGGACUAUGUUCUAAGACCAUUUGUCUGCCAGAGCAAUCUCACAGGUCUCUUCUGCCACAAGGUUCUGCGCUUUCCGACCCAUGGAAGAAGGAAUUGGAGCAAAACUGGAGUGAAAGUCUAUCAGCAAAACAACUCAAGAAAACAUAUUGUUCUGUUUUCAGACUACCGACUGAAGGCUCAUCUUUUGGGAAGCUUUGCCAGAAUGUAGACUGCACCAUUGAGCCUCCUGAUCUGAGCAAGGGAACAUCCUCCACUACCUCACUGACACCAAAUCCGUGUUUAUUGGGACAAGAAACGGAAAUGCAUGCAAAUGGAGAGUCUUGGGCAUUCAACCCUCAGCUGAUGGAUAAAGCCACAUAUUUAAGUUGCCUUUAUAAUCCAAAGGCACCGAGGAAACAAGCAAAUGAACGAAGUGUACUUUCUAAUCUCCGCUAUUGUAAAAUUUCAGCAAAAGUAUCCUUUGGUGCGGAGGAGGAGGAAGGGAGGUCAGUGUCACAAAAAAAAGAAAAUGACCCAGACCAAUUAACGAGUGACCAUCAGUAUAAACCUCCAGCUAAAAAAGUAGUCCCCACAGAUAGCGACUGAUGUCAGUAUACUACCUGAUUUGAGGCACUAGACUUUGGUAGAGCUUUGCACAGCUAAAAUGCAAUCAACUUGUAAAAUGAAUGGGUUUGUUGUGUAAACGAGGACUGUCAAAAAUACCACUACUGUAUUGUGCUGUAGAGAUACACGUGAUACUUUUCUAUUACACAGUGAUCUUGUACAUCACUCUGGCUCUGAGUUUUCAGUCUCUUUCAUUCAGAAAUGUAAUUUCAAGAUACCCGUGUAUAUGAUUUUUGAUCUUGAACUAAUCAGAAGUGUUAAACGUCCCAUGAAAAACAUUCAGUGGCAUGCAAGUUUAGGCCUUACAUUUGAUGUACUCAGUGUAAUAAUGUACCUCAGCCAGGUGCAACCUGUUCAUAGAUGUUUUGGAAUUAACAAAGCUUACCUGCUUUAAAGGAGGAAAGACUCACAGAAUAUCAGGGUUGGAAGGGACCUCAGGAGGUCAUCUAGUCCAGCCUACUGCUCAAAGCAGGACCAAUCCCCAGACAAAUUUUUGCCCCAGAUCCUUAUAUGGCCCCCUCAAGGAUUGAAUUCACAACCCUGGGUUUAGCAGGCCAAUGUUCAAACCACUGAGCUAUCGUUCCCUAUGGGUAAUGCUUAAAGAUGAUGGUUUGUUUUUCUUAAUUUUUAAAUAUUUUUGGAAGCCUGUGAUUGUAAAUGUUUCCACCUAGGUUUUUUCCCUCUUCCAUUGUGGGUAGACAAUGUUUUGAAUGUUCUGGGAGAUGGACUUUUCUCUUGGUUUUUGAACAAACAAUGAGUGGUUUCUUUGGGUGACCGAGACUUUACAUACUGUAUGUAGGGGAAAAUAUAGGGCAAAUUGGGUUGGACCCUCUAACAUUGACGGUGCAAUGAAGCAUCUCCUUAUCAAAUGACGGGGGUGAAAUCUUUUUUCUGCAAGUAAGGAUAAGAUAUUGCCCUUUAUAGCCUUACUUUAAGGAUUUUAAUAUUGUUGGUAUUAGAUUGAUUUGGGCUGACAUUUGACUGGAACACAACAUUCAUACAAAACAUCGUUAAGUUAAGGGAGGGAGUUUUGAAAAGAUUUGAAUUUUUUUAAAAAAAAUCACAACAUAUAUCUCACAAUUUUAGAGUGCUGCAAAGUGGGCUUGGUCGCUUAUCUGAGCUUUGGGAUUUUGGAAGGAGAUUUUCAAUUGACUUCAAAAUUACAGCUCGCUUCCCCUUUCUAGCCCCGUCAAAAACAUCAGCUCGCUUCCCCUUUCUAGCCCCGUCAAAAACCUUUACAAAAGUGUAUGCUGUUGCUGCAUGCAGCUGUUUUAUUUUAACUUUAUUUUUUACAUACCAGUGUGAAGCAUCUUCACAUAUAUUUGUACAAAAAAAAAUCUCCAGUUGGCUGUCUACAGUGUAUUUCAAAACAUUUCACAAAAGAGGGUCCCAUAUGUGGAAAAACCUGGAAUUGCAAUAUGUAAUUGCUAAUAAAAAUGCAUGCACUUGCUGACCUGGAGGAGUGUGAAUUCCCUUCUGGGAAAUAUAGAUGUGACAAUUUUUUCAUACAUAUUUUUCACACUUGGAGUCAAAAGCGCUUUUUAAUAGGAAGUACAUACGCGCUGUACAAAUUUUUGGCUAUUCAAAUUUCCCUUUCAAUGUUGAUCUACAAAUGGAGUCCAUAUUUGCAGUAUAAAACAGUAAAUGGACAUAGACCAUGCAAGGAAUUAAUUUGUCAGUAAAUCUGUAAAUAUCAUUGCCAUCUCAUAUUUUGCUUAUUUCUGCAUUUCUCCCAGACUCACUGGUUUGUUUAAGCACAAACAUACUCUUCAGAAAGUAUGUGUUGUGGUGAUUUGCUAGAGAUUAGCCAAGCUAGUUCAAUCAACUUCAGAGACUCGUUCCUUCUCACUCAGUAACUUUUGGACAACUGAUGGGUAACCAAAAGUGCACAAAACUCAGAUCCUGCAGCAUGUCUGGCAAUAUUUUAGAUACCUGUGGUUACCACAGCAGUGAUGCUAUCCCCAGAAGUGCCUGCCUUCUGGAGUUCACGGCAUGUAGUGUUGAGAGUUCCUGUCUGUACCAUCUGACUCUUUUCUAUUCUAUUUUCUGAAAUAUCAAGUAACUAGACUUGCCCUACUCAGGCAAUUAUUCCUCAUCACUCCUGGCACAUUUCUUAGACCUGAGCUAUUGAGGAAAAGAAAAUUAACAAACUAUUCUUCUGAAGAUAUUUGUACUUUCCUGAAGACUGACAAUAUUACAACCUUCAUUCUAGGGUAAGAAAAUUCAUAACUGCUUUCUAUAUACAUAGGUUACUUAAUUCCUCAUUAAUCAUGCAGGCACCUUGCCCUGUUGUAUAGUAUUUUUAAAUGACGGCCUUUAUAUAAAAUUGUGCCUAUGGCUGCCAACAACAGAGCUCAGUACUGUACUUAUUGGCUGUUGGAUACGCUAUUUUUUCUUUCCUGAAUACUUAGUUUUGUCUUCUAAAUAAGAACAAAAAUGAAAAUAAACACCUGAAGCAAUUCUAUGUAACUGUGUUGUUUCAUGCCUCCGACACUGGUUUGUGGUCAAGACCACUGUCAGUCGGUACGUCAGUUUUAUAUGUACUGUAUGCCAUGGACCAUACUGCUGUUUCUUGCUUUCUGAACAACUGAAAAGCAUUUGGAGCAUUAAAACUACAUACAAAGGUGGGACUUUGCCCAUGAUCCCCUUCUAAAACAGCCUUUUAUAAGUGGACACAUAAUUUUCCCUUUGAUGCCUUAACGUUUUCAGGAGCAUUACAAAAAUAAAGUAUUUCAUUUUUACAUUAGUCUUGUAACCAAUUCUAAAGAAAUAGAAAAUUAAACCUUUGAUCUUAGAAUUUCAUCAGCUGUAGCUAAAUAUCUACAAGCGAUUUUUUUUACAUCUCAUUAGAUUUACCAUAAAUUUACACCAUAGAAAUUUGUAAGAUUUUAAUUUGUAAAAGCGUCAUUCUUUUGUAAAAUACAUGUAUAUAUUAAACAAAAUGAAGCAUUGUCAAAGUACCACAGAACACUGUUAAGGUUUUUGGUAUUCUAAUAAAUCAUGCAUAUUCUA